AAGAGCUUUCCUUUGAGCGGCUCAAUGCAUCCGGGAAAGCACAGGGGUUUCCGGCCUUUUGACUUGCAUUGUUUGGCUGGUGGCUGCCAGCGAAAGCGAAAGACACGUCGUCUUUCGAGUGCUUCCCGGACGGAUUCCACCCCAGAGAAGAAUUCACUUCAGUGUUCUCCACAGUCUCCUCCGAGCAGGAUUGGCGAAUUGCUUGUCGGAAAAUCAGUCAUCUAGUGCCAAGGAAUACGCCGACGUAAUUAUUAGUCCGGGUGAGUAGCUGAUUGUUGCAGGAGCACCAUGUCCGCUCCACGAAUCAGAACGGUGAAAGUUAGCCUGAAAAGUCCGCGCUCCGGUGGCGAGUCUCGAUCGAGCAGCGAAGAUGCAAAGGCGACGGCUGACGAUAAGAAAAAGCAACGGCGACCGUUGCGCCUCAGGACGUACAUCGGCGCAGUGGUGAUGUUCAUCGUGGUGUUCGUGAUCGCAGCGCUAGCCAGCGACUAUAUUGUCGGCACGUUGAAUUCAAGCAUGAGGAAAACGAACCCAGCGAGCGAAGCGCAGUCGUCGCGUACUGCCCGUGGCAGACCUGUCGCAGCCUCCGCCGACAACGGUGACGGUGACGGUGAAAAGGUGGUCGAUCCUACACUGGAGAAAGUAGAAAUCGUGCAGCCCGGGCUUGGUGAUGCGAUUCUUCCGGGUGCCAUGGCCGGUGAGAUACCGGGACCGGAGAUCGCAGACCCAUACAGUGAUAGCGAAGAAGACAGCAGCGACUUACCUAGUGCCAGUAGUAGUGGCUCUGCGAGUGAAACUGAUCCUGAGGAGUUUUGCACCACAGAAAAGUGCGAUGCAGCGGAGCAGCAUGAAAACACGGCACCGAGGCCAUCGCUGUUUGGCGUGGACGUUGGUAGUGGUGUGGACCAAUGGCGUAAAGAAGGCAGUCUGGAUAUCCUGGAGGAAAAGAUCGGCGUGAAGUUCCCCGAACACCACCGCUCACUAAACAACGCUGACGUGUCGAAAUGUCCGUUUGCCCGCGGGCAUUUCAAGUCACGUGAGACCAUCUACCUGAUCGACGUGAAUACGGAGGCGUACAAGAACCGGGUUCACCCAGACAACCUCACGGCCGUUGACUCUCUCGUGGAGGAACGAGUGCAGCCCAGCGUGCCACGCAUCCCGCUCAGGAGCGGACAUGAAAUGCCCGUACUUGGACUCGGCACUCACAACGUUGCCACACGACACGGAGUGGCCAUCAUGAAGUCUGCACUCAGCCUGGGCUACAGGAUGUUUGAUACCGGUUUUGCACUGGAGUUCUAUUCCCAAGAAGCUCUCGGUAUAGCUCUCUCUGAGCAGGAGUUGGAUCGCUCAGAGCUGUUCAUUUCCGUGAAAAUCGACUCGCGUCACUACACACCGCUACGCUUUCGCCAUGCCGUUAUGGAAUCUAUGAGACUGCUGAACAUUGACUACAUUGAUCUGCUCCUACUCAAGGACCCGUACUGCGGCAAAAACUGUCGACUGGUGAAGAGAGAAGAUCAAGGUAGCUGGCAGGACGCGUGGCGGGAGAUGGAGGAGAUGAAACGUCAGGGCGUUGCCCGUGAUCUUGGUGUGGCAGCGUUCGGCCUGCACGAGGUCACGGAGAUAAUGGAGAUGAGCAAUGGCGUCGGCCUUUCCGUGGUGCAGGGUUUCUUUGACCCCUUCCAUCAAGAGCGCGAGCUGCGUGCAUUCUGUCAGCGGAAUGGCAUCAUCUUCCAGGGCUUCUCCACCAUGGGCAAGGCAUGGCUGUACGCAGACGACACGCUAUCUGAUAACAACCCAGUACAAUCUAAUGAAGUCAUCGCCAACGUGGCUCAACGGCACAGCAGUACAUCACCGCAGACGAUUCUGGCCUGGGCACUGGACAGCAAUGUAUCCGUGAUACCCGGCACAAUGAAUCUCGUCCAUCUCAAGGAGAACCUCGCCGCCCUGGACCUGAGCUUGGAUGACAGCGCCAUGGACGCCAUCAACGGUCUCGACGGCAUCAUGGAGACGAGAUUCUACACGAUGCUGGCCGACCAUCAGUCGGAGGCCACGCGCGAUCGCAUUCGCGGCACUAAGGCGUCGCUAAAGCUGAAGAAGAAAACGCUGGCCGCCAGCAAGAAAGGCAUGUUGGCGCAAAGCAGCGUGACACGUAAGCUAGAGCGUGGUGACCGUGCAGUGCUGGUGCCGGUCAGCUGCCCGGCGAAGGCCACACCACAGUACGGUCACCUGUUGGCACUCGACCCCACUACAGGGGAGGAGCGCUGGUCGGUUGAAGUUGGCGGGCCGAUUUUCGCUGCGCCCACGGUCAGCGCGGACGGCUCGACCGUCUACCUAGCCACCGGCGACUGGCGUGUGUACAGUCUGUCCGCCAUUGAUGGCACGGUGCAGUGGGUGUUCGAAGGCAAUCACAGCGUGGCGGCGCCCGUCCUGGAGGACACGCGUGGCCGUGUGUACGUGGCCGACAUGUCGGGCACCGUGCACGUGCUGAGCGCUGAUAGCGGUGCCGAGGUGGCCAGUCAGACGUACGGACAGGAGGGUAUACUGCACAUGGCGAUGCAUUCACCGCACAACAUGCUCUACGUCAACACGCUGGAGAUGUACGAGCAGAACUUCGUUGCCGUCAACUACGCCACGGGGAAGGUGGAGUACGAGACGGACUUGUUCGGCGCCGCCUCGCGAGCGCCGAUCGUUAGCAACGAUGGCAAGCUGGUGUUUUCCUCCGGUGCCGGUUUCGUGGACGAGUCAUCACGCGUUGUCGCCAUCAACAUCGAGAAACGGAAGAAGAUCUGGAGUCGUACGAUCGGUAUCCUGGAUGAGCACGCUGCGACUCUGGCACUCAGCGCUGACAACAAGGUACUGUACGCGCUCCACCCGUCAGGCUUGUUCACCUGGUACAACGCCACCAAGGGUCGCACUAUCGGCGAGGUGUACAUCGGCGAGGGGGUUACCAUGGCAACGCCCAUACCGCUCAACUCCACCAUGGUGCUGGUUGCCUCCGGCGACGGAUGGCUCUAUCUCGUCUGCACUCGGCGCGCGCGCUACUUCGAGUUUCUGAACUUGAAGCAGCCGAUCAUCGAAACGCCACUGCUCUUCGGACCCAAACUUUACGUAGUGAGUCGAUUUGGACAUCUGUGGAGGAUUGACUUGAAUUCCAGGAGCAUCGAUUGGCAGAAAACGUUUGACAAGAAGAAGUUCAAUGCGCCUGUCACUGUUUACUAGCUGAGCUCUCUGCAGGUUUAGAGUGCAAAGUACAUUGAUCACGCUGUUCCCAUUUUCGCAGUAUUUAAUGGCACGCGACAGUCGCAGUUUUCAUUUUGACUACUUGCUCUGCCACCCCACUUGUCACCAACUUGAAGAAUUUACUUGCAAUCUUGUUGCCACCGCCGCCGCCACGGGCGCCCCUUGCAGGUGCUGGUCAAGAAUGCUCGGGCCUUCGAUUUGCUGUGUUUAAACCAAUUGCUAAAGGUUUUAAACAAACCUCUGUGCGCGUACCCAUAUUAUGUACAGUGAUCUGCGAGUCCUGGCUACUUCAGUACUUGCCUUUGGCCACCAUCUCCCUGCUUUAGAUGCAUUUCUCUCUGUGCAAUAAUGGCUAUGCCUUCACAUGCUGUCUUGAUCUCUAGAGGCAUUUAAAAUACUAUAGUCCCUGCUCGCUGCUCUCUGAAUUCAUCGUAACGGAGCAGAGGGCAGCACAGCUGGUAAUGCGGCUACGAGUACUACUUUGGCUGCCAUCGCCAGGUGUCUCCCCGCGAUUUCC
Molecule: messenger RNA, 3757 nt
Organism: Sycon ciliatum
Lineage: Eukaryota; Metazoa; Porifera; Calcarea; Leucosolenida; Sycettidae
Molecular function (GO): oxidoreductase activity; protein binding
Source: RefSeq, a predicted model, not a curated record